AAAGAGGUGUGCAUCUUAGUCGGGACAAACAGCUCAUGAAGACACAUCGGUCACUGAUACAGGUGAGCUCAUGAAGACACAUCUGUCACUGAUACAGGACGUCCAUUCAACAAACUAUUCUGAAGUUUCCUUCAAAGGCAGACAGACAUCUAUCACAACAACGAUGUCCAUCUUGCUGCUGGCUCUACUGGUCCCCGUGAUGGUGCAGUCCUCCCUGCAUCCAGUGGACUGUGAUGAGGUCUAUAGAUCAGGUUCUGGACAAAACGGGGUCUACACCAUCUACCCUGCAGGACCUACCUCACCUGUCCAGGUGUUCUGUGACAUGGGGUUGGAAAGUGCACAUCUAGGAAAGUGGACGCUGAUUCAGAGCCGACAGGAUGGAUCAGUGAACUUCCACAGGAAGUGGGAUCAGUACAAGAGUGGUUUUGGGAGCGCAGCUGGAGAGUACUGGCUGGGGCUGGAGACGAUGCAUCUUCUGACUAUGAAAGGAACCUAUGAGCUGAGGGUGGCCAUGGAGGACUUUGAGGGGAAUAAGGUCUAUGCUCAGUACUCGUCCUUCUCCGUUGGACCAGAGGCUGAAGGAUACUUGCUAACACUGGGCUCAUUCAAAGAUGGAGGAGCAG
Messenger RNA from Salvelinus namaycush (lake trout), 623 nucleotides. RefSeq names its product microfibril-associated glycoprotein 4-like. The transcript has 5 exons. Gene Ontology annotation, biological process: elastic fiber assembly. The record is from RefSeq and is a predicted model, not a curated record. NCBI's taxonomy places the organism in Eukaryota, Metazoa, Chordata, Actinopteri, Salmoniformes, Salmonidae. The annotation marks the transcript as partial.